Zeugodacus cucurbitae (melon fly) is the source of this 14688-nucleotide messenger RNA. RefSeq names its product ankyrin repeat and KH domain-containing protein mask (gene mask). The record is from RefSeq and is a predicted model, not a curated record. The coding region runs from base 308 to 14023 and encodes 4571 amino acids. Gene Ontology annotation, molecular function: protein binding; RNA binding. Gene Ontology annotation, biological process: innate immune response. Gene Ontology annotation, cellular component: cytoplasm. The transcript has 17 exons. NCBI's taxonomy places the organism in Eukaryota, Metazoa, Arthropoda, Insecta, Diptera, Tephritidae.
CGUGCCUGUCGUUCGUUCGUGACGGAACGAUACCGAAAACGAUAUCGCUGCAGCAGAAAAUUGCUAAAAAUUGCUAGAAAAUCGCAACGGUAAAUCAUAAAACUAUUGAAAAACUAUAAUUAAAGUGGUAGAGUGUUACUUGAUCAUAAUUUCAGUGCGAAAAUCUUUAAUACAUAGUUCUAAGUGGAACAAUUGCAUCUAAAACGAAUCGUAAAAAGUGUUUAAAUAUAUAACAGAACAAAGUGAAAUAUUAAUAUUCACGCUUAUACGCAUAGUGUAGUGAACAUCUGAAAAAAAACGGUGGAAAAUGAAUAAUGAUGAUAAAAGUAAUGACUUAAGUGUGUGUUCUGCUGCUAUAACAACUACAACGUCGGCACCAACGUCAGUGUCUAAUAUAAAAAAUACAACAACACCCGCAUCGGCAUCAGCAGUUACAGUGGCUUCAACCAUUAAAGCUCAAAAAACUACUGCAAUCAAAUUGAAGCAGUCAGCAAAUCUGCAAUCAAUAAAGAAAGCAGCUAACGUUAACAACAACAACAACAAAAGCAAUAACAAUAGUCUAAAAUUAGCAGCGGUAGCAGCAGCCGCAAGCAACAUCUCCUUAAAGAAGUUAUCAAGGAAUGCAACACAUCAAGGUGGAGGAAGCAAAAAAGUCUUGACCGCCAACAACACCAACACUGACAGUUGUAGCGAAAGCAUAACUGCAGUUGUCACCGAAGCAGGCAGCAAAAAAACUAACAACAAUAAUAACAGUAAAAUUAAUAAAACCAAAUCAAUUAUAAGCAACAAUAAUAAUUUUUCUGCUUCCGCAGUUCCCGCAGCCGGCGCUGUUAAUGGUAAUAGCAGUACCAACAGCAAUAUAAACAACAACAGUAAAAUGUCUAAAAUUGCAGCCGCCAAAGUUGCCGCCUCCAGUGCCAAUACCAAUGCGACCGCCAUUGCGGCCGAUUGUGUCAGCGGUACAACAACUGAUCCAGCGUCAACAAUCACAAGUACGGGUGUUGGUACUGAUUGCGGCCCUGCAUCUAAUAAUAACACCGUCACCUCUACUCCGUCAUCUAUUCCUGCAAUAGUUUCGAACGCACCUGCCAAUACAACUACGUCCUUUAAUCCAGCCGGUGGCAGUAGCAACGGUAAAGCUUUGGGAACCACAAAUAAAAAAUCCGCAAACAAUGCUUCAAACGUUGCUGUUUCCACAACUGCAUCGGCAAAGGCAAAAAUUUACCAACUAAAAACAAAUCCCCUAUCAUUACUAGUGAACUCAUCGCAGAAUACCACAGCGCCCACAAAAAAUAAUGGUAGCAAUGGCGGCAAUGGAAGUACCAGCAAUAACAAUACUGGAACAUCUUCGCGUGUUGGAGCAGUAGCUGCUAUUAAGCAAAAACUGAAAGCAUCAGCCGCUGAUGCUGCUGCAGCUGUUGGUAUACCCACCGUCAUAGCUGGAAAUUCUCGUUCCGCCUCAUCAUCAACAUCGUCCAAUUUAUCGCUGGCCUCAUCUGACACUCGUCAUAAGCGACCCAGCGAAAAUUCGGAUACAGAUACGGAACUAUCCCGCCAACCACCAGAUCUAUCCGAAUCUGACGAAGAGUCAGUUUCAGAAUCGAUCCUUUUGGCAUGCUUGUGUCUAAGGCCAGAUCUUCUGGACGACAUCCCAGAAUCUGAUGCAGAUAGUUGUGGUCAUGAAGAGGAUAACGAAUCUGAGGAAGACAACGAGGAUGAAGAUGAUGAUGAGGAAGAGGGUGAAGAGGAUGAAGAAGAAGACGAGGAUCCGCCAAAUGAAGUGAGUGGCAAUUUCUCGGUUGGCUCCGAAGAGGAAGAGGAGGAUGAAGACGAAGAAAUUCAGGAUCCGAAUGAAGCGACUGGCGAUUUUUUGCUGGAGGGUAGUAAUUGCGCACACUAUGAAGGUGAGAAGCCACCAGUGUUACGUCAUGCUACCCACGCCAUCGAUGAGACUAAACAGGCUUUGACAAAAAUGCGUAGCGGCAAUACACCACGAGAAAAAACAAUUUUCUCUCAAACCCUCAUUGCCGCCUGCACCGACAACGACGUUCCGACUGUACGCCGAUUGCUAAGCAAAAAUACUGUGAGCAUCAGCGAAUCAACUGACGACGGCGAGUCCUUACUGUCGAUGGCCUGCUCAGCUGGCUAUUACGAGCUGGCGCAGGUGCUACUCGCCAUGCAGGCAGCUCAAGUGGAGGACAAGGGCCAAAAGGAUUGUACACCUUUAAUGGAGGCAGCUUCUGCUGGUCAUGUAGAAAUCGUCAAACUACUGAUUAGUCACAAUGCUGAUGUUAAUGCCCAUUGUGCCACUGGAAAUACACCUUUAAUGUUCGCUUGUGCCGGCGGUCAUGUGGAAGUAGUAAAGGAGCUACUAAAGCAUGGUGCGAAUGUAGAGGAACAGAACGAGAAUGGACAUACACCGCUAAUGGAAGCAGCAUCAGCUGGUCAUGUCGAAGUGGCUAAGGUACUUUUGGAUCAUGGUGCUGGUAUUAAUACACACUCGAACGAAUUCAAAGAGAGCGCACUAACACUGGCUUGCUAUAAGGGUCAUCUUAAUAUGGUGCGUUUUCUAUUACAAGCCGGCGCCGAUCAAGAACACAAGACCGACGAAAUGCACACCGCUCUUAUGGAAGCAUCAAUGGAUGGUCAUGUCGAAGUAGCGCGUCUGCUUUUGGAUUCGGGAGCCCAAGUGAAUAUGCCAACCGACUCGUUUGAGUCGCCACUUACUUUAGCUGCUUGUGGUGGCCAUGUCGAACUCGCCACUUUACUAAUCGAACGUGGCGCUAAUAUUGAAGAGGUAAACGACGAAGGCUAUACACCACUAAUGGAGGCUGCUCGUGAAGGUCACGAAGAUAUGGUUGCACUGCUCCUAAGCAAAGGCGCAGAGAUCAAUGCAACCACAGAGGAGACGCAAGAGACCGCACUUACCCUCGCUUGUUGUGGAGGCUUCAGUGAGGUUGUCGAAUUUUUGAUUAAAGAAGGCGCCAACAUUGAACUGGGUGCCUCCACACCGUUAAUGGAGGCUGCGCAAGAGGGUCACACAGAUUUGGUACGCUACCUCCUGCAGAAUAAGGCUAAUGUCCAUGCCGUCACACAGACCGGCGACACGGCACUAACACAUGCCUGCGAAAAUGGACACACAGACGCCGCAGAGGUACUACUAAGCUAUGGCGCCGAAUUGGAACACGAAUCCGAAGGCGGGCGUACACCACUGAUGAAGGCCAGUCGUGCCGGUCACCUAUGUACAGUGAAAUACCUUAUACAAAAAGGCGCCGAUGUUAACAAGCCGAGCAGCAGCAACGACCACACACCACUUUCGUUAGCAUGUGCUGGCGGGCAUCAGGCCGUAGUCGAGUUAUUGCUGAAGAGUGGCGCUGAUCCCUUUCAUAAGUUAAAAGACAACAGCACCAUGUUGAUUGAGGCCGCUAAAGGGGGUCACACGCGCUGUGUGGAAUUACUUUUCAAAUACCCGUUGUUCGUGCAAAACCAUCAGAACGAACUGCAAUCGGCAGCAGCAGCUGCAGCCGCCGCGGCAAAUGCUGCCACUGCUGCCGGUCCAGUGAAUAUCAAUAACACUUUACGCUUCGUAAAUCCGCAACAACACAAACAAUUGCAACAACAGUUGCAGCAGUUGAGUGCACCGCCUGGUUUGCAGGUGUCCGAAGCGAUGCGUGUUUCGAACCAACAACAGCAAUUCCAUCAGCAACAAUUCAGCGCCAAUACAAUGACCACUACCAACGGCACGAACAACAGCAAUGUUGUCACAGCUGUCGCCUACACCGAAGAACAUUUGCCAUUGACUUCGGCCGCCGACGCGAAUAGUGAGGAGUUCGCUGCCAUCGACAUCAACUCGUUAAGCGCACAGCAGCAGGAGGCUUUAAUUGCCAAGUCGCGCCUGUUCCACUUGCAAACUGGUUUCGAACAGGGCCUAACUUUGGGUCGUGAGCAACUCUCACAACCACAACAGCAGCAGCAGCAGCAACAACAACAACAACAGCAACCACCUCUACCCGGUCACAAUAACAAUGCACAGCGUAAACAUUUCGAAUUGGAUAUGACGCACAUAAAUGCUUUGACACCACCACAAAAAGCACCACCCGCGCCACCAGUGGGUGGUGUUGUCACACAACAACAAACGCACCAACAACCACAAUUCCAAUUGCAACCACAGUUGCAGCAGCAUUCAAUGCAGCCCACAAUGAAGUCGAAGAGUAGCAAUGCAUCGCGGAAGAAUCGUCAGGCGCCAGCGCCUUUCGAGCUUAAUCUACCGACGAACAAUUUGGCUAAUAUCGCACUUGAACAGCAGCAACAUCAACAGCAGUUGGAGCAAAUGCAACAGCAGGAACAACAACAACCGGACGAGGUGCGCUCACAACCACUUGGUGAUGACGGCAGUGGUGGUGGAUCUAUGGUAGCUGUUACAGGUGAAGUCGAUGGACAACAACAACAAAAUCGUUGCUUUAUGCGUCGUUGCUUCUUCAAACCCGAAUUCCACAAGCUUGGUGUUGACAACAAGUCGGUUGUAACGGCAAAUGCAUUACCACCUGUUAAUUACAUGGACUUGACUGGAGUUGAGGGCGUUGAGGCCAUUGCUAGUAAUGCCGUUUCCGGUGUUACUUCUCUGGGCGAUAAUGAAAUGACUUCGAUUUUCCUAACUGGCAAUGCAGGUAAUGGCGGCCAAUCACAACAGAUGCUUAAUAUGCCAUCGGAUAAUAUGAUGAUUGAGCUAUUGGAUGCAAGCGCUGUUGCCGAUCACCACCAACACCAACAACAACAACAGCAGCAGCAGCAGCAGGAUCCAACUAAAACUAUGCUGAACACACAGCAAUACAAAAAUAGUGGUCUAGCUGUUGCCGCUUUGGAGGCUAUGUCAGCAGUAAAUAGUCUACAAAAUAAUCGCAAUUUUAACAAUAAAAAUAACAACAACAACAAUACCAAUAAUAAUUUGAAUCAAAAGAGCACCCAAAUCACAACACCAUCGGAAGUGUCACAGAGCACAGCAAUUAGUGACCGACCCAAAGCCAAACCGGUAUCGAAAAAGGAUAACAAAUUCCGUAAAACUGUAUUUCCCCAAUCGCCUGUACUGCAACAAAAUCAGAUGGUAUCGAUUUACAAUAAAUUGCCGUUACUUCUAACUAAUGAAAUCAAACCGAGUCUGCAGACAAAGCAGGUUAUCAUGACGCAAAUGGCAUUUGCAGCACAACAGCAACAACAACAGCAGCAACAAUUGCAUCAACAACAGCAACAACUUUCAGGCGGAUUAGAUUUGGCUAGUGGCGAUAACUCGAUGGCAUUGAAUAACUCGCCGGCGUCUCCCUUGGCCUCUCCUUCCAAUGCAGCAGUGGCAGCAGCCUCGUUUAUGCAAGAACAACUACACCUUCCAGCUAUCGGCGACGAUGAACACCACCAACAUCAACAGCAACAACAGCAGCAGCAGCAGCAUGAGGUUACCUCCACUAUAUUGCAAGCUUUCCAAGCAAUGCAAUCACGUAAUGUGGGCGAUGACGCUGCGUCAGCCGCCUUGGCAACCGUCUGCGGCAUGAGCGUCGCUGAACAGCAAGAGUAUUUGAAGGAGCGUUACCAGUUGUGCGAUAUGCCACGUUUCUUCGAUGACCAACCCAAGUCACCAACCGAAACACCACCACCACCACUGCCAGAUAACAAGCAGCAGCAGCAGCAACAUCAGGAACUCUACAGCGAAGAUGGUAUUGCUAUCUUGGAGGAAGAAGUGGAAUUGGAUGUUGAGCCGGAUGGCGAGAGCGUUGCCGAAAUGAAAAAUCUGGCAACAUUGGUCACAGCCGCAGCAGCUGCCGCACCCAAUAUGCUACUCGAGCAUGUUGGCAUAUCUGGUGGUGAUGCAAGCAAUUGUGAUGAAAAUGCAUUGCACAUGGAUGAAUAUGGUGAAGCUGAAGAGGAUGAAGACGCAACUGUUGAAGCCGAUCAGCACGCUGCAGCGCAUGAUAUGUUGGAUAAUCAGGCAUACGAUGAAGGCGGCGAAGCUGAUGGCGAAGAAGAGGGCGAUGGUGAUGUCGACGGUGAUGAUAUUGAAGAAGUGCUCGAAGAUGACGAAGAAGAUGGUGAAGAUGAAGAGCUAGAUGGAGAUGUAGAUGGCAACUGUGAAGAGGAUAUUGAUUUGAGGGCUAUGCGAUUGCACGAUGAUGAGGGUAUAGAGAUAAGGAAGCAUGCCAUUGGUGGCGAAGAAGACGAUGAAGAUGAGGAGGAGGAUGAAGAAGACGAUGAGGAUGAGGAGGAUGACGAUGAUAUGGCAUUGAGCAAUGCGAAACGUGCUAAGAGUGCACACCGCCAACCGCAAGCGCUUGAGAAUUUGAUACUUUCGAAUGUCACCUACAAAAGCGACGAAUUGUCUCAGGCACUUUGUGAUUUCCGUCAAGACUUUCCAACCGAUUUGGUACACCAAGUCUUUCCGCCAAUGGCUAAUUUCAAAACCGCAUCGGGUAGCACAGCGUUCAGCACUUUGCAGCAAUGCACAGCAGCCGCAGCCGCCGCCGCAGCAGCAGAUGUUGCAAAUGCCGCCGCUGCAGCUGCUGAUAUUGCCAAUGCUGUUAAGAUGGUCGGUCAUGACGUCGAUAGUGCCACAGCUGCUGGCGUCAUUACUGCUACUGGCAUGUAUCCAGCUUUGGAGAGCUUUGACCAAUUCCCUGGCGAUAUUCCCGGCGAUAUGGAUGAUAUAUUGCAAAUAUUCCAAAAUGAUCCUUCGUUACAGGAGCUGCAUAAUUGUGCCGAACUGGGCGACCUGAAUUCAAUAUGCAAGAAUCGCUUUAGCAGCAACUGGAUGCCGACGCCGAAGUGGACCAGCCAGGAUCACUUGAUGGCGACGCAUCAGCAAGCGCUGCUCUCGGCCGAAGACCAACAGCAGCAGCAACAACGUCAGGCAACUAAUCAAAUGCUUCUCGAAUAUCAGCAAGAGCUUCAAAUGGGGGAGCAAAUGCAGCAUCAUCAACACCACCAGACUUUCUCGUUUUUGCCGCUUCCGUCGGAUGAUGCCGCCGUAGCUGCCGCAGCUGCGCAACAUCAACAAAUGCAACAGACACUGCCACAUCAAGGUGAUUUUCUGCUACAACAGCCGCAUCAACAAUUACAACAACACCAGCAACUCAUACUGCAAGAGGAUGAGGAAGAAUUGAAGCAGCGCCAGUUGCAUAUGAUCCAGCAAUUGCAGCAGGACCGAUCGAGUGAUCGAUUGCGCAAAGCAUUGGCGGCCUGUGCGGCCAAUCAGCUACAGCAGCAACAGCAACAGCAGCCGCAACAGAAACAACAGCAACAACAACAACUCCAACAGCAGCAAACCGCAGCAAAUUACGUCUUCAAUGUGGAAGGUAGUGACAAAUCGGCACAAUCGUUGCAGUUGCUCUUCCAGCUGCCACCAUCUGUGCAGCAGCAGCAGCAGCAGCAGCAACAGCAGCAUCAACACCAGCAGCAGCAGGAUGUGCACGAUGCGGCGCAACAGUUGCAGCAUUUGCAGUUGCAAGAAUUGCCAGAUAAUCAAAAGCAACAACUAAUGCAUGAGUUCUCGCAGCAGGCGGAAAGCCUCAUGCAGCAACAACAACAGCAGCAGCAACAGCAACCUACAACGCUCGAUCAGGUGGCGCAAAGUAAUCUUCUGUUGCAGCAACAUGCUUUGCAUCAGCAAGUUCUCAAACAGAAACAACACCAUCUGCAACAACAGCAGUUAUUAUUGCAGCAACAACAACAACAGUUGCAGCAACGGCAACAGCAACAACAACAGCAGCAGCAGCAGCAACAACAGGUACAAGUUGCUACACAAACGCAACCCCCCGUUGUUGCACCCUUCAGCAAUGCUGCGCCGGUUGCUCCACGCGGAUGUGCACAAUUCCAUGCGACUAUCUCACCACUAACGACUGAUGUUGGACUUGGCGUUUGCACAUUGUCAACGCAACAACAAGAAAUGGCGGCAGCUGUCGCAGCAGCAGCAGCACAACAACUGCCCGCACCACCAAUAAUGACAUCAACGAAACUCUCGGGCGGCAUUGCAAAGAAAGCGAUCGACAAGCAGUCACGUAAGGAGCGUAAUCGUUAUGCAGCGUUGCGUCAAACACCCGCAGGCAGUCAAGCCAAUACCACGAAUCAACAACAAUACCAACAAACCGUUGCAACUACUACACCAGACAAGACUAUUGAUGUCGAUUCAGAGACAGACUCAAAUCAUGAUACCGCACUGACUUUGGCUUGUGCCGGUGGCCAUGAAGAACUCGUACAACUAUUACUGAAUCGUAAUGCAAAUAUCGAGCAUCGCGACAAGAAGGGCUUUACACCGUUAAUACUGGCCGCUACAGCCGGUCAUGAAAAAGUCGUCGAGAUACUGCUUAAGCAUGGCGCCGAAUUGGAGGCACAAUCGGAGCGCACCAAGGAUACACCACUUUCGUUGGCCUGUUCGGGUGGUCGCUACGAAGUAGUUGAACUACUGCUGAAACACAAUGCCAACAAGGAGCAUCGUAAUGUAUCCGAUUACACGCCACUUAGUUUGGCCGCCAGCGGUGGCUAUGUGAACAUCAUAAAGUUGCUAUUGAAUCAUGGCGCAGAGAUAAAUUCACGCACCGGCAGCAAAUUGGGUAUUUCACCGUUGAUGUUGGCCGCUAUGAAUGGUCAUACUGCCGCUGUUAAACUGCUCUUGGAUCAAGGCUCUGAUAUAAAUGCGCAAAUCGAGACUAAUCGCAACACAGCAUUAACGCUCGCCUGUUUCCAAGGUCGCCACGAAGUGGUGAGUUUACUAUUGGAUCGCAAGGCGAACGUUGAGCAUCGCGCCAAAACCGGACUUACACCACUAAUGGAGGCUGCUUCGGGCGGUUAUAUUGAUGUGGGACGUGUACUAUUGGAUAAGGGUGCCGAUGUGAACGCAGCACCUGUACCGACAUCACGUGACACCGCACUCACUAUUGCAGCUGAUAAGGGUCACUUGAAGUUUGUAGAGUUGCUGUUGUCACGUGGCGCCGCCGUCGAGGUGAAAAACAAAAAGGGCAAUUCACCUCUGUGGCUUGCAGCACAUGGUGGCCAUUUGAGUGUCGUCGAGAUAUUAUAUAACCAUCAUGCUGACAUCGAUUCGCAAGACAACCGUCGUGUCUCAUGUCUAAUGGCUGCUUUCCGUAAGGGGCACACCAAGGCUGUAAAAUGGAUGGUACAAUUCGUGACACAGUUCCCCUCCGAUCAGGAGAUGAGUCGCUUCAUCACCACCAUCAGCGAUAAAGAAUUGUCUGAGAAAUGCUUUGAUUGCAUGAAAUUCAUACGCUCCGCCAAGGAGGCACAGGCCGUAAAAGCCAAUCAAAAUGCUUCCAUACUACUCAAAGAAUUGGAUAAUGAGCGUACACGUGAAGAGAGUCGAAAAGCCGCUGCAGCGCGCCGUCGUGAACGUAAGAAGAAGAAGAAGUUAGAGAAGAAAGAGGAAAAACGUCGCCAAUUGGAGGGCGCCAUCGGUAGUCUAAUGUCCGUCGUAAAUGACGGCGAUGAGAAGGACUCCGAUCAAGAUGAUGACAGUGAUCGUGAGGAGAAUGCGCUCGAAGACGAUGAGGAUAAUCAAAAUGCGCAGAACUACCGCGAAGAGGGCGACUCCGGCAUCGAUCAAGGCUCAUGCUCGAGCACCGAGAUAAAAACCGUAAAUGUUGGUGGUAGCAACAACGCUCAGCAACGUGAAGCCGAUAAAAAUGGCAAGAGCAAAAAUAACAAGAAGAAGAAGAAUGCAUCACAGCGUAAUAAUAGCAAGGACAAUAGCGCACAGCAACAAAGCAAUGCUACGGCAGCAGCUGCCUCAGCUGAAGACAUACCAGCUCAAUUAAACAGAAAUGUGGGCAAACAGUCUGCUUCUGCCAGAAAACAACCAGAGCAAGAGUCAAUGCCGGCAAAAAGCAAUGGCGCCGUUACAAAAAAGUCCGGCGCACAAGCAGCCGAUGCAACCACAGGUACACAUACUAGCGCAGCAAAGUCAACCAGCUCCACUGGAGCCACCAAAAAAGUCGAAAGUCAGCAGCUCGCUGCUCGAAAGGAUGAUGGAAGCAAGAAACGCGACAGCAACAAACAACGUGAAAAGGAGAACCUUGCACCGAAGGAGAGCCAACUAGCCAGUGCCACUGCGCGUCAAUCACAGCGUGAACAAAAUGCACAGUACCACAGCAGCCAUACAUCUUUGGAGAAGUCUAGAGGAGACAAUUACGUCGCGCAUGCAGCAAGUGGUGGUAGCACUGCCAGCACUGCUGCGAGCAGCAACAGCAACGCAAACACGCGAAAGUCACUAAUUUUCUCAGCUUCACGUAGCAUGACCGCUGGUCAUGCUGUUGGCGGAGAUGACAUCAAAGCUGUCAAGCAUGAAGAUCACUUAGCCACCGGCAGUGUCACGCAGCACAAGUCUACACCACCCAAGCGUGGCGAGGAUGGCUGGAAGGAGGUGGUGCGUAAAAGCUCCACCCAACAAAGCAGCACAACUUCAUCCACGUCUAGCGCUUCGACCAGUGCUUCGGCCACGUCGGCUAGCAUCGCCACCGCCGCUGCAAGUGGUAACGCCAGUGGCGCAAAUGGAGGUGCCACAGCAAUCGUUCCUACAACUGCCACCGAAAUGACAUGUAAGAAGGUGCAAGUACCUGUGAAUGCGAUUUCGCGUGUCAUUGGCCGUGCCGGCAGCAACAUCAACGCAAUACGCGCAACCACCGGCGCUCACAUCGAAGUAGAGAAACAGGGCAAAAAUCAGUCAGAACGCAGCAUUACCAUUAAAGGACAAACCGACGCCACGAAACAGGCACACAUGCUUAUAUUGGCACUCAUCAAGGAUCCCGAAGUCGACAUACAGCAGAUGUUGCCGCGCAUCAACACCAGCAUAAAGGCUGCAUCGUUGCCCAUCAGUGUAGGCACUUGGGACAACAAGGCAACAGCAUCGGCCGGACAGUCGUCUGCUGCUUCCACAGCUUCCUCCACACCGUCAUCGGCAUCGGUGUCUACAACACACACAACCAAUGCCGUCGGUAAUGCUGGUUCGCUGUCCGCCAACAGCAACGGUUCUGGAGUUGGUGGUAAUAGCGUCGCCGUUUCUAAGGGCACCGCAGCUGGCAGUUCAAAGACUGGUAAACCGCAGCCUAGUGGCAGCAGUGCCAAGUCCAACUCUGUGCGCCCGCAUGCUAUCAAAAUCCUACUACCGCAACCGGGUAAUCGUGGCAACCAGUCACAGUCCACAGUCCUUUCGUCACAGAAAUUGAAAUCUCAAGAUGCAGCUAACAAGUCUACGGGUUCCUCUCAUAACAAUAACGGUAGCAGUGUUAUGCAUGCACAGAAGAGUAACAUCUCCGGCAAGCCACAACAUUCGAGUAAUGGCGAGAGAGUCAGCAAUACCAUUGUCAAUACACAGACAUUUGCUGCUAAAUUGGGCGGAAGUACUGCGUCUGCGCACACUUCUCAUAACUCGCCAUCGAAGAAAGUCGGCGACGGCCUUAGCACUGGACGUAUUGGGGCAACUGCACCUUAUGGUCGCGGUAAGCCUGUACCCAGUAGUGCUGCUGCAGUACCUCAGCUUGGCGGUAGCAACAAUCAAAACAACAACAGCGUCAAUAACGCGCUGUCUGGUCCCAUUGGAGUUUUUAAUCCAGCCGAAGUGGCUGCUGUCAAUGCUGCGGCUGCUGCAGCUGCCGCCGCCGCUGCCUCAGCUUCUACAGUAUCAAGCGCACAUUCUGCAACAACAACAUCAACAGCAACACUCACCUCAGGCUCAACAACUGCAACAACUACAUCGAGCACAGCUGCAGCAUUUGCCGCUGCUCCUGGCACACGUGCUGUCACACCAAUCGGGCCGCCGAAUAAGCGUAACCAGGGCUCGCCAGUAACUGCGACUACGGCUUUAUCGGCCCAACAGCAACAGCAAGUCUCACAAAUGCAGCAGGCCCAAUUACAACAGAAUGCCGGAUCUCCGGGUUCGGUUGCCGCGGCACAACCACCACUGGGUACUGCUACCGAUCUUCAGCAGCAACAACAACUUGUCAUUAAUUGUGCUGAACCGACAGCCACUGGCAAUCCCAACGGACUUAACAAUGCAACAACAGCUGGCAGCUUCGGCUCACAGCUCGCUUCAAAAAUCAGCAAUGAAUACACACUAUUCUUCAAUUAUCCAUCGCAGUGGGGCGAUAAUGUGCAAAUGUACAAUUCACCAUCGUCAUUCGUUAGUGAUUCGCUACCCAAAGCAGAUGCAUCGAAGGCGCCAGGUUAUAAUCGCAAUAUUCUUAAUUCGCCCGUAGGUGGAAGCUCUAAGGCAUCAUCGAACCACUCUGCCUCACCACCCAGCAGCAAUAUGAUGUCUGCACCGAUCGGUCAAGCACCAGUGGGCAGUGUUGGCAACAAUAUGCCACAAACGAAUAACACCAUUAUUGCUACCAGUAUGCCUGGUGGUGGCACUUCUACCGCAAGCUCUUCACCCGGCAUGAAUACAGUGUCUUCGGUGGCAACCAGUAGUGACAACACCACGAUUACAACAACCAAUAUUGGCGAACGGGUCGAUAUGGGUGUCAGUUUGGCCGGUGGUAAUGGCACUGCCGCGACCGCAGCUAAAGAAAUGCAGCUAUCUACCACAAACAGUGGAGCAAACGGCAGCGAGACGCACAUGUCUCCAGGUGUUAUUAAGCCACCGGCACCGAUUGGCCAGCCACCGACAGUAAACACCUCAAUGAGCUCAAAUAGCAAUACUUCAUCGAAUAUACCCGCCAGUGGUUUGGCUAUACAACGUCCACCACCAAACAACAACCAGCAACAGCGGGCCGGUGUAGUGAACGCUUCGAAUACGCCACCUUCCUCGAAUGUCGGCACACUCGAGGGUAGUGCUGUUAGUACACAACCACCCACAAUGAAUUUCGGUCCCAUCGGCCCCAACCACUCGACACGUAACAACAACAAUGGACCACCCGGUGCCAUUGGCGAACCGCCAUUGAAUCGUUUCUUCGAACCGAUGAACGUCGGUGGCAAUGCAGGCAUGCCGCAUCACGUGAAAAUGCCACCACCUUACGGCAUGCAAAUGCAUGGAAAUAUGGGUGGCGCCGGAGGCAAUGCCAAUCACCCACUAUCACGACUUAAUAUGCGCAACUCGACAUACGGUGCACCCGGUGGCGGUGCCGGCAAUAUGGGCUCGAUGCCACCAGCGCCAAUUGGACAACCACCACAACAACAACCGUUAUUGGGUGGUGGUAUAUUUCACCAACAACAUCAACCACCACCACCACCACCGACAAAUCCGAAUUUCCCAACAGGCAAAUCAAUGGCACCCGGUGCUAAUUUAGCGCCCGGUGCACGUGCACAAUCACAACCACAAAAUGGUCCACAGGCGCCGAAUGCUGGCGCACAGCGUUGGUAUGGCGGUUAUAUGGAUGUGUUGAAUUUGGAAAAUGGUGGUCUGGGUGGGGCUGGCAAUAAUUCACCGGCAGCUAUGUCGCCCAAUCAAGCCGCCGCAGUUAGUGGCAAUCUACUACAACAUGUCGCACAGCAGCAACAGCAAGAGGAUAUGCGCAAAAUGCCACGCCCAAUCGGCACUGAACGUGCCUCCUGGAAAUGCAGCAACUACCCAAUGAAUAUGAGCGGCGGCGGUGGCAUGCCGGGCCCUGGCAUGGACGAUGGUAUGGGCGGUUCUGGUAUGCCCGCAGGCGUUCCUGGUCUUAUGCACGGCCCUUGGAUGAUGGACAAGCCACAACAAGCGGCACCGCCACAGCAAGCGCAACAACAUUCGAACUGGAUGAAGCAACAAUAUCGCUUUUAUGGUGGCGCUGCUGCUGGUACUGCUUUGGGUGGCAUGGGUGGACCGACAGGUGGCCCAGGCGACUAUCACCAUCAAGAUCAAUUUCACAUGCCUCUAGAUUAUCACAACUCGAUGGCACCACACAGCAUGCAGCAGAAUACCGCGAUGAACCUAAUGCCACCCUACGGUUAUGGUCCGUAUAUGGGUCAAGGCGCAGACAUGGCACACGUGAUGUCGGACAAGUUGGAAAUGUGGGACCACGACAAGCAGAUGUGGCAAAAUUGGUCCAAUUGAUGCUUUAGUGCACAACUAAAGCAACAACAAUCCUCACACUACCAUCACCAACAACUACAACAGCAACAACAACAGCAGCAGCAGCAGCAAAAGCAAAAGCAGGAAGGUGUGAAAUUAUCCACAAAGAAUUUGAAAUGAAUAUUGGGCGGUGGAGUGCGGUUACAAGAAGAAGGAGGGAGCGGGCGUAAUAUAAGCGGCAGUUCAUAUACUACAAAAAUGUCUACUAUUACAACAUAUACACACAUAAAUACACACACAUAUAUACACGCACUCAAAAAUACCCUUAUAUAUAUACAUACAUACUUAGCUACCCUACGCGUAUAUACGUAUAUAUCUUUGGAUUAAGCUGAAAAGAAGUGAAUGAAUAUAAAUAUAAAAAUUAUAAAUGAGAAAAACAAUUACAAAACAUAAUGAUUAUUAUAACAACAACAACAACAAAAAAGAAAGAAAAUGGAAAAUGAAAAUGAAAAUGAAAAAAAAACUGAAACCAACAAUUAAGGAGAAGGAAUUUAAUUAUAUCUAACAACAAGAAUAAGCCGAUACACUACACCAUACGAUUGAUUGAAUUAUUUUCUUUUAUCGCUCAUUUGUGCUCCUGUACACGCGAGCCUAUGAAAGUGAAGCAUAUACGAAAACAAACGAAACUUGAACAACAACAACAACAA